GGUAUGAAACUCAACACGGAACCAUCAACACGUGUUUUAAUGUUUGCACGAGGACAUUUUACAGGAUGGACCGUUUGUUUUAAGCGUCUCCGGAAGUGACUCUGAUUGGCUGCUCAGCUUUAAACAGGAUUUCUAACGAUGAAGUGUUUGGGGAAGAUGAAGGUCUUCAGUCGUAGUUUAAAGAAUCAUUUACAGAGCAGCAACAGAGAGAGAGAUGCUGUCUCCAAAUGACAAGAUACUGAACAACCAUCCAACAGAAGAGAGAAGUGAGGGAGAGGAGGAGGAGUGCGGGAAGAGGAGAAGGAGAGAAGAAGGAGCGAGGAAGAGGAGAAGGAGUGAGGAAGAGGAGAAGGAGACAGGAAGAGAACAAAAGAGUCAGGAAGAGAAGGAGUGAGGAAGAGGAGAAGGAGUGAGGAAGAGGAGAAGGAGACAGGAAGAGAGGAAGAGAACAAAAGAGUCAGGAAGAGAAGGAGUGAGGAAGAGGAGAAGGAGUGAGGACGAUACAGAGGAAGGAGACAGAGUUUAUCCUCUAAACUGAUCUCUAAUAAUCUGCAAGUCAUCUGAUUCGUCACCAACUCCAACAUGGCUUCAGAACUUGACUUUCUGCGAGAUCAGGUGAACAGGUUAAAUUUAGUUCUUGGCCGUUAUCAGGAUGCUCCCUCAGCAUUCACACAGGGUGAAGAUGUAGUGUGUGAUUCUGCAGCACUGUGGAUUACAGACCAAGGCAUCAUGGCUCCACUGAUAGUGGAAUAUGAUAGACACAUUCAGCAGAUGGAGAAACAACUAAAACUCUACCAGAGGCAGAUGGUGGAUGUCAGGGCCAGUCUGGAGCAGGUGGUGCGUGAGAAUGAACGGCUCUAUGCAGAACAGCGGCUCUCUGUAGAGAAACAGCUUCAGACUCUCUCUGUGGAUGAAGAUACUGCAGCAGAUACAGUCACUGUUACCAACUUGGAGGAGCAGGUCAAGUGUGCAGUGGAGGAGAAGGAGCGGGCAGUACAGAUGUGGCAAGUUGCUGCUCUGGAGCUGGAUCGUCUGCAGAAACUUUACCAGACCACCAUGAGAGACGAACACAUACACAGUGCACAACACCAACACACACAGGGUCAGAUUUCUCAACUCCAACAACACACCCAGAAACUUCAGGUGACAAAUCAGAACCUGGAAUCGACCAAUGAAGAGCUCCUGAAGACCAUAACAGAACAGAGCAUUGAACUGGAGGAGCUACGUAACCACCUCAGGAGGGCGAAACUGGACCUCAGAACAGCUACCGCUAAAGUGGAUGAGAUGACUAAGUUCAUGAAAGACGUUCAGGGCCAGAUUCAGCGCACGGAGGAGGAUGCAGCAGAGGCUCAUGGGAGAGAGGAAGCAUCUGAUCGCAGGCUUUUGCAGCUACAGACAGCACUGAGCCAGAUAGAAGGCAGGUUAAAGGUGGCGGGUCAGGACGUGGAGACAAUGAGGAAGAAGGAGGUUCUGUGGGAGAAGCAGGUCGGGGAGCUGCAGAGUCGCUGUGCUGCACUAGAGGAUGAGAAGUUUGAAGCAUUUCAGAGACUUCGGGAUUCACUGCAGCUGGCUGAGGAGGCAGCACUACAGAGAGAUCAGGCUCAACUCCGUGAAAAGCAGAGGGUGGAGGAGUUGGAGAGGAUGAAGGAAGGGAUGAAGCAACUGGUGGAGGAGGCAGCCGUCCGCACCAGGAAGGAGGUGGAGUUUGUACGUCAGCAGUCUAACACACAGAUCCAUCGUCUCACUGAGGAACUUGCAGCCCUGCAGCUGGAGUGUUCUGAUAAACAGAGUCAGCUGGAGAGAGCACACAGAGAGAGGAAGGUGGUGGAGGAGGAUCUCGAGAAGGUGUACAGAGAGGGCCGAUACGGUGAAGCAGACCUGAGGAAGGUGGAGGUUCUACAUCAGAGGUGUUUAAAUGCAGAGAGAAUAAAAGACGAGCUGGAGCACACACUCAACACCACACGGUCUAACAUGAAGAAGAUGGAGAUGGAAUUGAGUGAGGAGCUGUUGCGCUGUCAGGAGGAGAUGCGCAGGCUGCAGUUGGCGCUGACGAGCACAAGAACAGAGUGCAGCAGUGUGAGUGAGGAGAGACUCAGCUUGCAGCAGGAGAAUCAACAACUACACAAAGACAUGGACACACUGCGCAAAGAGUGUGUGUCUGCACAGAGACACAACAAACUCCAGGUGUCACGCAUGCAGCAGGAGGUGUGUGUGAAGGAGCAGGCUGUAGAGUCAAAGCUCAGAGAGAUGGAGGAAAGCCAUAAACACUCCACUGCUGAACUACAGCGCCGCCUGCUGGCACAACAACACAACAACAAGCGCUACAGAGAGGAGAGCAUACAAGUCACACACAAACUGCAACACACAAUCACCUCUCUCAGAGUGGAGCUGAGUAGACAGAAGCAGUGCUGUCAGGAGCUGGAGAUGAGGCUGCAUUCAGAGCAAGAGAAGAUCCAAGAGUGUGAGCAUGAGUUAGCAGAGCAGCAGGAGAAGAACACUCGCUUACAGACUCGACUCACUCAGGCUGAACACCGAGCGUCCACCACCUCACAGCAGCUCACACUGAUGACCCAGAGGAGAAAAAAUGCUUCUACGAUGGACCUGGAGACACUGGAAUAAAAGUGUCAUUACUGUUUCACUUGGGCUUUUCAAUCUAAUUAUAUCAUCAUUAUUUUUAUUUAUUAUUUUUUUUUUUUACAAAAAAUGAGGACUGAAUGAAUCCUUUUUACACUUUUAACAUUUAAUCACACACAUCACAGUAAGCCAUGUGAGCAGCUGAUAUUUGUUUUUACUCUGUUGUUUGUUGCACUACACACACACCUCACACACACACACCACACACAAUUUCACACACAUCACACUCACACACCUCACA
Tachysurus fulvidraco (yellow catfish) is the source of this 2875-nucleotide messenger RNA. RefSeq names its product sodium channel and clathrin linker 1 (gene sclt1). The coding region runs from base 583 to 2619 and encodes 678 amino acids. Gene Ontology annotation, biological process: clustering of voltage-gated sodium channels; cilium assembly. Gene Ontology annotation, cellular component: centriole. The record is from RefSeq and is a predicted model, not a curated record. Lineage: Eukaryota; Metazoa; Chordata; Actinopteri; Siluriformes; Bagridae. The transcript has 23 exons.